This is a messenger RNA of Zophobas morio, 1127 nucleotides long. RefSeq names its product lipid storage droplets surface-binding protein 2-like. Gene Ontology annotation, biological process: lipid storage; positive regulation of triglyceride storage. The coding region runs from base 176 to 886 and encodes 236 amino acids. Gene Ontology annotation, cellular component: cytosol; lipid droplet. The record is from RefSeq and is a predicted model, not a curated record. The transcript has 4 exons. NCBI's taxonomy places the organism in Eukaryota, Metazoa, Arthropoda, Insecta, Coleoptera, Tenebrionidae.
UGAUAAUAAAAACUUUUACGCUGUAUUCUUAUCUAGUUUUUACGGUGAUUAUCAGAUCAACGUUCCCUUUCCGGCACCAAUUUAGUUCGUUAGUCUGUCUCGACUACUUGUAGUUCUCGUGAUUGUUAUAUCGUUAAAUCAAAACUUGCUCGAAAUUUUUAAUAUCAAAGAAAAAAUGGCUGAUACCCAAGUCACUUCACCCAUGAAUCCAACUUGCAUGGAAUCCGUCAACAGGAUCGUCAAACUUCCAGUAGUCGAAUCUUCCAUCAACGCCGCGACCACCGUUUACGAAAAAGUCAAAGAAUACAACAGCGUCACCCAGUGGACGUGCAACACCGCAGAAAGUGUCGUCAACAAAGCGGUUGAAGUAGGCAAACCCAUCGCUACACCCAUAGUUCAAGGCCUAGAAGGACCCAUCAAGAAAGUUGACGGUGUUUUUUGUACUGGUCUGGACUACGUGGAAAACAAAGUUCCAGCAGUUAAGCUUCCUCCUGGAGAGAUUCUUUGCCAGAUGUACACCACCACGAAAGACUACGUCAACAAUACAGUCACCCCCGCAAUUGGGGCGGCUUAUGCUUACGUCGAACCCGCCGUCAAAUCAGCGUACGAAAAAAUUGAACCUGCUGUAGAAACAGCGAAGACAGUGGUAGAGCCUGCUGUUGAAAAGGCGAAAGUUAUCGUCGAACCCGCUGUUGAAAAGGCGAAAACGCUUGUGGAACCGGCAAUUGAGAAAGCGAAGUCAAUUGUGGAACCUGCACUAGAGUCUCUUAAAGAAUAUGGCCAACAGAAAUUGGCGGAAUUGAACCAGUGUGCCCAAGGACAUCCGGAAGGGGAUAUGGAGUGUGAAGAAUGCCAGGCUGCUGCGAGAAACAUGGAGGAACACUAAAUUAUCAUAAUGUAUAGUUAUUUAUGUUAGUUUUGUACUGUGCUCAUUUUUAAGACUGCGUUUUAUACUGUAUUUAAGUAAUGCAUGGCUUUUAUGGUCUCAAAACUUUGGUAACUACUUUUGAAAUUUGUAUUUUACUGAUGUAAAAAAACAAUGGUUUGAGAUUACGAAUUUUUGUUUUGGGGCUGUAAAAGUAGUGAUAGGUAAAUCUUAGUAUUUUUGAAUAAAUAUUUUUACUCAU